Molecule: messenger RNA, 2222 nt
Organism: Amphibalanus amphitrite
Lineage: Eukaryota; Metazoa; Arthropoda; Thecostraca; Balanomorpha; Balanidae
Product: CLIP domain-containing serine protease 14D-like
Exons: 7
Coding region: 279-1877 (532 amino acids)
Biological process (GO): proteolysis
Molecular function (GO): serine-type endopeptidase activity
Source: RefSeq, a predicted model, not a curated record
CCGCCUGUAUAAGCGGAGGAGACACCGGGCCCCUCACACCGGCUGGCACGUCUGAUCGAGGACGGCCCAGCGCCGCCGGGUGCUCGGCGCGGUCCUCUGCUCGACGUCACGGCCCGGAGACGGCUCGCCGCAGUCGUCAGAAGAGCUCGCAACGGGGAGGACCGGCUCAGUUGUUUGCGGGAGGCCGCUGGUGGAGGGUGGGCGGAGGAAUCUUGAGUGGACAGACGGAAGAGACCUGGUGUCGAGAGGAAGAGGAAGAGGAAAAGUCGGGCAGCUCGAUGUGGGUCAUGUUGUUUCGGUGGUGUGUCUACCUCGCCCUGCUGGUGAUGGCUGGUAGCGUCGGAGCGGCACACGACAACAGAAGAGAGCGCCGCCAGGCUGGCUCCUCCUGUGUCAGCAGCGCCGGCCGGCCGGGUCUGUGUGGCGGUAUCCGCUCCUGCCAGCCGCUGGUCCGCCUGCUGCAGGAGGCCAAACGCGGCGGCUCGGCGGCGCGGGCCGCCCUCGGCCGUCUGCGCCAGGAGACUGCGCGCUGUCCGUUCCGCGGCAGCACCCCGCAGGUCUGUUGUGAGACCGGCGGCGCGACUGGCGGCCAGGGAGAUGCCCAGUUCAACGCCGCGCGGCCCGCCACCCAACGGCCGCAGGGGUUCAACCCCGGCCGAGGGCCGCCGGCGAGGCCGCUGUUCUUUGUGAAUCGUCCGAGCCAGACAACUCAGAGGCCCUUCCAGCCCUUCACCCAGCGACCAGCCCAGCCGUUCACCCAGCGACCAGCCCAGCCCUUCACCCAGCGACCAAUCCAACAGUUCACCCAGCGACCAGCCCAGCCCUUCACCCAGCGACCAGCCCAGCCCUUCACCCAGCGACCAGCUCAGCCGUUCACCCAGCGACCAGCCCAGCCCUUCACCCAGCGACCAGCCCAGCCCUUCACCCAGCGACCAGCCCAGCCCUUCACCCAGCGACCAGCCCAGCCGUUCACCCAGCGACCGACACGCCGACCGCUGACCUCAGUAGGUCGACAGCCACUGGCUCAGUCGGUGCUUCCCGAUGAGAACGUCUGCGGGCGACGCACCUUUAGUACGCGUAUCUUUAACGGCCAGGAUGCUGACAUCGGUUCCUGGCCGUGGGCGGCCUCAAUCGGCUACCGGGAUAAUUCCAACGGCGAGUUUAGCUGGGCGUGCGGUGCGACUCUGAUCACGGACCGGUACCUGGUCACGGCGGCGCACUGCCUCACGAACACACGAAGCUUCAGACCGGUUAUAGUGCGUCUGGGUGAACUGGACUUUAACCGUGAGCCCGACUGUCUUCGAGACAACCCGUCUGUGUGCGCCGACCCCCACCAGGACGUGGCUAUCGCUAGCAUCAAGACCCACCCAGGCUACGGGGGGUUAUUCCGAAACGCACACGCAGACGAUAUUGCGCUCGUUCGUCUGGUGCGAUCAGUACAGUUCACCGAGUUCAUUCGCCCCAUCUGCCUGCCUCUGGACCUCUCACGCUUCAAAGAGGGAACAGACAACGCGAACGGCCAGAAGGUCUACGCAGUCGGCUGGGGACGGUCUAGUGACGAGGACGUGGAGAGCUUCACUCCGAUCCUGCAGGAGGUGGUGCUGGACGUGGUGCCGGCCUCCGACUGCGAGAACGCCUUCCGUAGCAACAGGCAGCUGACUAGCUUCGGCAAGCGUCUGUGUGUGUCGGGAGUCAGUCGCGGCGCUGACACGUGCAAUGGCGACUCAGGAGGACCGCUGAUGGUUCCAGACCGAUUCGGCGUCAACUGGUACCUGACCGGGGUCACGUCGUUCGGCGCGAGAAACUGCGGCACUCGGGAGGCCGUCUUCACACGGGUGCACGAGUACUUGGACUGGAUACGCAGCAACAUCAGUUAAGUGUGCCCCCAACUGAUGUUGACCGGGGGUUAUAGAGAGGACUGUCAAGAAUGUUCAGUUUUGCUACAUAUAACAAGUGGCAGCACAUUGAAGUGGCGAGUGGCGGCAAGACAACUGGAAAGACCGAUCAAAAGUCAAGACGGAAUCAGUACUUGUUGUGGUCGUAGGGCUGUUUUAACCCAGAAAUGUUUUAGAUAGCGCGCUCACUUCUGCGUUGCAACUGAUCGUGCUGAUAACAUACGGACGCAUGGACGUAUAACAUACGUCCAUACAUAUUACAUAACAUUUAGAUCUCGCCUGAUAAGUGCAUCUCAGAACGAACAACAAAUACACGUUGUUGGUGUA